Drosophila takahashii is the source of this 1867-nucleotide messenger RNA. NCBI's taxonomy places the organism in Eukaryota, Metazoa, Arthropoda, Insecta, Diptera, Drosophilidae. The record is from RefSeq and is a predicted model, not a curated record.
AUGUGGCGAAUUUUUCAAGGGACACUCCUUGCGGGAACGUCAUUGCUCCUGACUACUAGUGUUCAGGGCCAGCACGAGGACAUCCCGUACCAGCCGGUGACCAAUAUCUGCCAGACAUGCCUGUGCCUGAGCAGCCAGGACAGUGACCAUCGGACGCACUUCAACCUGGACUGUUCGGUAAAGAAUUUCGAGCACAUCCUGGCCCGCUGGCCGGCGGAGUUCGGAUCGCAGGCCAUAGCGGCUGGAGCUUCUUCGGAGAUUGUGGUCUCGUACUCGGGCAAUCAGAUCAAGUUGCUGCAACAGCUGCCGGCUACGAAUGCCAGCUUGACCCUCUCCUGUCGGCACUGCGGUCUGCAGAAUCUGCAGGUUCCCCUCUUCAUGGAUGUGCCCAAUGUGGAGGCGCUCUACCUCAGCUGGAAUGAGCUGUCCAACGAUGCCCUGGUGCCGGAUCUCUUCAGGGGUCCUUUCCGCAACACUCGCUACGAGCCCAUUGGCUUGCGGGAUCUGGACCUAAGUCACAAUCGAAUUAGUCGACUGGAUCGACGGCUCUUCGAGCACACUCCCCAUUUGACCAAGUUGAAUUUGGCCUACAACAAACUGAUUGCCCUGGACGAAGCCACCACGGCGGCAGUAGCAUCGGUGAAGACCCUGCAGCGAUUGGAUCUCUCCCACAAUGGUUUGAUGUCCCUGCCAGCGCAGCUUUUUCCCACGCUCACAAGCCUCCGUAUCCUGGAUGUCUCGGGAAAUGAGUUCACCGUAGUUCCUGCCAGUCUCUCACAUUUAAGCAAGUCCUUGGUUCAACUAAAUUUGGCGGCGAAUAGCUUCCUCAGCCUGAAGGGAAAUAGUUUUCAGGGCUUGGUUUCCCUGAAACGCCUGAAUAUCAGCAGUAUGCCAUCUCUGCGAAUUCUAGAGGAGGGAGCUCUGCAUUUGCCUGCCCUGGAGGAGCUAUAUUGUUCUAGAAAUUCCAAAUUAGAGCGCUUGGAACUAAACGAUCUGAUAUUCAGUCGGAAUCUAACGCAGUUGGAUUUAUCCCGGAAUGCUUUGAGCACCUUGGUUCUUAAUAUUAGCAAUCCUAACAAUUCCACCAGCAAUCCUGCACCCUGGCCACGUCUUCGCAGCCUGAGCAUCGCCGGUAAUCCCUGGUAUUGCAGUUGCGAACUCUUCAAGACCCUCGAGCUCACGGGAAUAUCGCAUAUCGAAAGGGAAACCGAUGGUACCGAAGCCCGCUGUGAAACCCCAUAUCUUUUGGCCGGAGCCCCACUCUCCAAUUUGACAGCGGAAAAGAUCUGCAAAAUGGUGAUACCCAAGAAAUAUCGGGAGGUCGACGAGGAGCCACCGCGAUUCCUGCGACGUCGGUACAUCAUACUCACCGCCAUCAUAGCCAGCAUUGUCCUGGUCAUCGGCCUGGUGAUCGGAUUCGUUGUAGUCUGCGUGCGUCGGCGGCUCAAGGGCAGCGACUACGGGGUCCAGCCCAUCCGGUAUACCAGCGUGCGGGGCAGCAAUUUGUCGCAGUUCUCGCAGCUGCAACCCGCUUCGGUGGCCAGUAAAUUCAAAAAUGUCCAUGCCGGGAGCAGCAGUGGAGCCACCACAGGUGCUGCCAAUGCCUAAAGCGGUGUUCAAAUCCUAAUUCGGUUGCAAUUCCGAGCUAGCUGCACAAGUUUCGAGCCAAAGAUGUUACGAACCUAACCGACAAACAAAAAAAAAAGACUUUCUGUGCGUGCUAUCCUGUAUAUAUGUAGGUGUCCUCUGUAUCCUUUUCCUAACCCCAGUCCUUAAAACUAACCCCUAGUGCUUAGUGAUGCCAUCGAUGUUUGUAUUGUACUUAAGUUCCAAACGUUAGUGUGUAAUAAAACAUUUUUAAAAUCAA